Molecule: messenger RNA, 7263 nt
Organism: Leucoraja erinaceus (little skate)
Lineage: Eukaryota; Metazoa; Chordata; Chondrichthyes; Rajiformes; Rajidae
Product: zinc finger FYVE domain-containing protein 16-like
Exons: 19
Coding region: 692-5263 (1523 amino acids)
Biological process (GO): endosomal transport
Cellular component (GO): early endosome membrane
Molecular function (GO): metal ion binding
Source: RefSeq, a predicted model, not a curated record
ACACUGGCUGGGCCGGGGCCGGGGCCUGCAGGGGAGCUUCGGCGUUGGGGCCGCGAUCGGCGCCACUGUUUCUGUCUCUCUGUCUCAGGGCCUCGCUUCUCCCUGUACACGCACAAGCCUUCGACCAGCAGGCCAAACACCGAACCAGCAGCGGCUCGAAUCAUAUUAACGGGGUUACAGCCUUUCCGUGCCGAGUCCUCCUCAUCCCGGGCAGGAUUAAUCUCUGGGAGGGAAGGGAAGGGAAGGAGGGAGUGAGGGAGGGAGGGAGGCGGGACGUGUGUGUGUGCGAGAGAGCAGCUGCAGCAGGCCACUGCCCGCGGGAUAUUUCUUUCGGCAGCAAAGGGAGCACGAUGCCGGUUGGAGUUUGCUGAUGUUUCACCCGGUCACUCCCUGACCAACAACGUGUGGACCCCGGUAAUCGGCGAUUUCAGGUAUUCUGAAACCUGAGCUUGCAAUUCAUCUAAAACAAGAAGUUUGGGACAGAUUGUGAAAAGUAACAGCCUUGGCAACAAUCUCUCUGGGACUCCACUGUUUCAAUGCGUUGGUCUGGAACAUUUAAGUUAUUUAACGGAGACAGCAAAAAUGCAAGCGUGUUGCGUCACAGAAGUAGAAACCUGGGAUGGUAGCUGAGCGACUUCAUGUUGAGACCAGAGGCGAGGAGGCUCAGUACAUGAGUUGAUAAAUACUCAAAAUGGACAGCUACUUUAAAUCAGCAGUUUGUGACCUGGACAAACUACUUGAUGAAUUUGAACAAAAUCCAGAUGAAAACAAUUUUUGCAACGCUCCUGUAGGAGGGCCCAUAAGUUCAGACUAUCCAUCUCAUCAUUCAAAAUCAAAGUAUUCAGCAGAAUUGCCUGAAGCUCAGACUGCAGUCAACACAUUCUCAUUUGAUGCAUCUUAUAAUCUGGCUGGGGCUGAUUCAUUGUUGCCAUGUAACAUUGACGCUAAAGAAACUGUAGGCCAAUCUCAAAGAACUCUAACUGGACUGGAUUUAUUAUCCACUGUUGAUAACAGAUCAUCUGGUGAUACGGAACAGUUUAGUAACAGCAGAGGGAGUAGGCCGGUCUGUGACUUAAUUAGUGACACUGAGAGCGUGACUCAUGAAACAAAUGAUCACGAAGAUGAACUUGAAAUCAAAUCUAUUGAAGACCAGGUCAAUGGCUCCUUGUUAAUUGAUUUUAAUCAGUCUUCUCCACCAGUUCCUCAUGUUGGAGAAAUACAAUGCUCAGGAGAAGGGAGUUUUGGAAUCACAAGCUUGUUGGAGCUGGAUAUUUCUUUUCACAAUAGUACAGAAAAUGAACUGCAGAAACUGCAGAAUACAGAACAUUUCAAUGAGGGAAUAAAGACGCAUGAACAUUCAAUCCAGCGUGAGAAUUCUGAUGAGUUCAAAGAUGAAUCCCAAAAGGAAGAUGCAACACUUAAUGAAUUAUCCAAGUGUGAACAAAGAGAAGAGUUAUCGGUUGUUUCACAGCCAACCAAAGAAAUCGGUUCGGCAAUUGAAGAACCAAUUGGAUACAAUGAUUGCAAAAUAAAGGAACCAUCUGAGAAUGUGAAUUUGUCUAUGUAUACAGAUUUGCGUGGUGUGAGAACUGUGACUCCUUGUGAUUUAGGAGAUGUUGAAAGUGGAUUGGAAGUUGAAAAGGAAUUUUUAAAAGUCAGAUAUACAUGCAAUGCCUCAUCAACAAAAUAUGCUAACAAGGAAGAACGUCAAAAUAAUUCUACCAACUCUUUUUUGAAUUCACUUCCUGGAGCAGACUCUGCAAUAAACUCGGUAGAUUCAGAACAGGAUUCAGAGUCCAGACCACCUCAAAUAGAAUGUAAUGAAGCUGUAUACUGUGACUUGACCGAGUGCUCAGUUGUGAAUUCUGAUAAGUUGGACUCCGAAACACAGAAUCAACUGUCUCUUGUGGUUGAUGCCGAUCAGAAUUUGGGACAUAAUAGUAAUAUCUCUUUAAGGGAACAUGCAUGUUCUGGAGAUGAAGGAAAUAUUGAUCGAAAGCAUAAUAAUUAUCCAAAUGCAGAAUGGAUGCAACGGAAGAAACCUGUAAUAGUGUCAAACAGUUUUGCAGAAUCUAUGGAUAAACCAUUUGAAGAGAUACAGAAUAAUGUAAGUGACACAGAGACAGUUUUGACGUGUAAAGAGUUUGGAGCUGAGUUUACCUUUGAUGACGACAUUCAUAAAGAUGGAUAUGACAUAAAUGAUGUUUCAGUUAGUGAUGCUGAGCUUGAUGCAUUCUUAAUGGAGCAAAAUGUUCACUGUAGUUUAAAAGAAUCUGGUAUAGACCGGUCGGGUAAUAGUUUUUCAGACUUUGGUGCAGGCCAAAUUGAUCUGCUCAAGACACAUGAUUUUCCGAAUCUUCCCAAAGCUGCUGUCGCUGCUGAUGUAAGAAUUGAUCCUCGGGAGGAAGAAACUCCAGAAUUGGUUGAUCAUGCAAAAGAAUCUUUGAUAAUAAAUAUUCAAAGCACUCCAUCCACAGAGGAAAAUGCUUCAGUCAGCCAUCCUGUAAAUGAUGUACAGUUUGAGACCACUCAUAAACCAAUCCGAACCAAAGACAGUCAAUCAGUAUUCUCCACUGAAACUAAUCAGGUAGUUAACAAUACCCUUACUAAUCAAAUUAGCUUUGGAGGGGCUAGACCUAAACUCCUUAAUUCUCAAGCAAAAGUUAUACCAAAACAAGAUCAGAAUAAUCUAGUAGACAAUCUUGCGGUUGUUGGUGGCAGUUUAGAUCAAUGUGCAGUGGAUAUUGAUACAAAAGGAACUGUUUCUGAAACUGACCAAGGUGCAUCCAUUUCAAGCCCAACUUAUAAUUAUGUUCGUGGUACAGAAGAAGGGCUGCAAGUGCUUGGACCAUCAUACGAUUCUAUUGUGGGCGAUGAUUAUAUUGGAAAUGCAGAGGAAAAUACAUGUGCUGAUGAACAGUUGAUCACAGAAACAGCUGUGCUUGGACAGAACCACCCGCAGUGGAUACCAGAUUCUGAAGCUCCGAACUGUGCUCAUUGCCUGGUUAAGUUUAAGUUCACCAAGAGGAGACAUCAUUGCAGAGCAUGCGGAAAAGUUUUCUGUGCUGCCUGUUGUAAUCAAAAGAGUAAACUUCAAUACCUAGAAAACAAAGAAGCUCGAGUUUGUGUUAACUGUUAUAUUACCAUACAGAAAGCUCAAGCAUUUAAGACAAUGAUGAGUCCAACUGGUCCAAGCCCUAACCCUAAUAUUCCAUCAGAAUAUUGUUCCACUGUUCCACCUCUUCAACAAGCUCAGGCAUCUGGCACCCUCAACUCCCCUCCCCCCACUGUCAUGGUACCUGUUUCGGUACUAAAACACCCAAGAAACGAAAGCACAGGCACCUGUCCCAGAGAGCACAGAAGGGUUUGGUUUGCAGAUGGUAUUCUGCCAAAUGGAGAAGUGGCAGACUCAACAACAAUGACAGGAAGUUCACCAGUUGGCGUAGGCCGAGGAAUACCAGAAGAAGUUUGUAACACCACUCAAGAAACAAAAAUGCCUUCAAAUAAUACAGGAGAUAAAGUACUUUCGGAUCUUACAAGUCAAGUUGAUGCCGUGAAGACAGAUUCAGCUAUAACAGGUCCGGCAAGCGUUCAAGAUAUCAAGGCUGACAAUUCUCGAACAGACUACAGAGCACUGGCUGCUGUUGGGAAGUCUGUUCCAAAGAUUACAAGUCUCAUUCCGGAUGAUGAGCAUGGUCUACCUCCCAUUGUUGUAACAACAGGGGAGCAAGAAGUAGUGGUGGAGGAGCAUCCGACUCAGACCCAGGCAAUGAUGCUGCUCAAGGGUGCGGAGCCAAAUCCCCUGACCUUUGUGCUGAAUGCCAAUCUUAUCGUUAACGUGAAACUUGUGAAUUAUGCUGCAAAUAAAUGCUGGUGCUUUGUAUCUAAUGGAUUACAUGGUGUAGGCCAGGCAGAAGUUGUUAUUUUGUUGUCGUGUUCAUCUGAAGAAAAUGUAAUUCCCAAAGACAUCCUGAACUUUUAUCUCACACUGUAUCAGGAUGCAUCUAAAGGAAAAACCAUUGGUCAUUUGGGGAUAUUUUCCUUCACGGAAAGCUUUCUAGGUAGUAAAGAUCAUGGAGGUUUCCUGUUUGUUAUGCCUACUUUUCAGGUGCUAGCAAAUUUACUGAUUCCAAGCAGUCCAUUUUUGUUUGGAAUCCUUAUUCAGAAACUCGAAGUACCUUGGGCAAAGGUGUUUCCUAUUCGACUCAUGCUAAGAUUGGGAGCAGAAUACAAUGUUUAUCCGUGUCCUUUAAUGAGUUUUCGAUUCCGUAAAGCACUCUUUGGAGAAACGGGUCAUACCAUCAUGAAUUUGCUAGCAGAUCUUCGAAAUUAUCAAUAUACGUUGCCAACAAUUGAAGGUCUAGUGCUUCAUCUGGAGAUGGGGAAAAGUUCAAUUAAAAUCCCCAAGAGAAGAUACAGUGAGGUCAUGAAAGUAGUAACCUCUUCAAAUGAACAUGUGAUUACAAUGGGAACAUGCUUUAGCCUGGAUGCUGAUUCACACUUGGUCUGCAUUCAAAGUGAUGAUAAAACUUAUCAAACGCAUGCAAACACUAUUGCUGGCAAAUCCAGAAAAGUUACAGGGGCCUCUUUUGUGGUGUUUAAUGGAGCUCUGAAAACAACCUCAGGAUUUAUCGCUAAAUCCAGUUUAGUGGAAGAUGGACUUAUGGUACAGGUAACUCCAGAAACCAUGGAAGGAUUAAGACAUGCUCUAAAGGAAAAGAGAGAUUUUCAAAUAAUUUGUGGAAAAUUGGAUUCGGAUGACAAAAGAGAAUUUGUAAAUAUUCAAUGGGUAGAUGGUGACGAGCCAGUGAACAAAGGCAUUCUAAGUCCUCUUGAUGGACGGUCCAUGGAAAAUAUCCCUAGCAAUAAGAUCUUGCAGGAAAAUAAAUUUGAAACGGAUGGCAUUAUUGUUAAGUGCACUGAGGUAUUCUAUUUGCAAAGGAAUCAUGAUCCACAGAGUCCCACCAUUCCUGCUGUGCAGAUUCAACUGAGCAAGGAGAUUGCUACAGCGUGCUGUGCUGCUCUCUGCCCACAUCUGAAAGGCUUAAAAGAAAUUGGAAUAAAUAAACUCAGUCUCAGGGUCUCUCUAGAAACUGAUAAGGUCGAAUACCAAGCAGGGUCAAGAGGCCUGCUUCUUCCACAUCACUACAUGAAUGAUCUGGAUAGUGCAUUAAUUCCAGUUAUCCACAAUGGAAGUUCUUAUGCUAGCAGUGGUCCUCUGGAAAUGGAGUUAUUUUUCUUUAUUCUGGAACGUCUUAUCUGAAGAGGAAAGAAUGUAUAAAAUCCCUGGAGAUCCCAUCAGCCUGAAGUAGUGUUGAAAAUUGCACAAAACGUACAAAUUGUCUGCUCUGAAUUCUCUCAAGGAUGUGGGGCCUGUGUCUGCAACGUAAUGCCAUUUGGAAACCUGCGUGUGUUAGAUGGUACAAUCCACUUUGAGAAUUUCAGACAUGAAAUUCCCGGGCUCCGAAUGAUACGAAGAUCCAGCUGUUUUUGCCCCCAUUUUGGAUACUGCCACUACCACAAUCUUUUCAAAGUGAAAUAGAGACCAGAAGAGCAUCUGGUGCUAAUGUUAAAUCACAUCAAUAAUUUAAUGAUCAACUAAUGUACGUUAAGUUAUCAAUGCCAAGGUGUUGCUGAAUGUUGGCAGAAGACCGAGUAAUACGUUCACAGGUUAACUGAUUCAGCAGCGUUUUAAGACACUUUCAAUUAAAGCUAAAUUUUUUUUUAAUAUGUUGUGCAGUAACUGAGAAGGAGAGUGAAUUAUAAGUUAAAACAAUUUGGAUACAAUGGGACAUGCAUUGUGUGCACAAAUGUAUACUUUAAUUCUUAAUGCCUUCCAAAAUGUCUUGUAGCCAAAAAUAGAUGAAACACAAAGGAAACAAUGCAUUCCUAAAGAUUUGCACAAUGCUCAUUUUAUAAACUGAAGUUUGUGAAAGGAAAAUGUGUGACCACAAACAGAAUCUUGAUUCUAUUUUAAUAGGGCAGCUAAAUUUAUUAAAUAUUAUUUGAAAAUGUGAGGAGGAGCACAAGCAUGGACAGAUUUUUAAACAUUGCUCUCUGGAAGUUGUGAUGUUGGAGAGUUUAAAAGCCCUUUAAACAGUGAGUGUCCUAUAUCUGAAUUAUCCAAGUUCUGCUUAUGAUGUUACCAUUUUCACUUGCAAAGUAAUUAAAAGGUCAUGUGAUCAGUUACUAUUUGGCAAAUAUUAGUAAUUCAUUUGAGGCUGAUCUCUCUUUACUCUGUAAAACAUAAAACAAUGAUGCCCACUCUGCAAUAGAUAUCAAUGAAAGAAAAUAAAUCUGCCAGCAGUAUUACUUUUGAUGCAGUAGGUUUCUUUCUUGAGUAUGAACAAUUCAGGAAACCAUAUUAGGAAUGUUAUAUUCUCCGUCAGCAUAUUUUAUGCAUCUGAAAUUCCUUUGCGGGGAUCUGAACCAGUUCAAGAACUAAUUACGCUCUUUAAUAAACUUAGGGUACAGGAACUAUUUUUCCUAUAAAAGCAACAAAUAGAAAUGUUUUCAUAGACUUAUUUACACAAGAUUUACACCGAUAUAUUUGCACAAUAACAGUGACUUUAUAACUGAAAUUUAGAUUUUCAGGAAUGCUUCAAUCAUUGAUAAUAUUUCCUGCAUAAUUAUCUUUCUUACCAUUUUUUAAAUUUUUUAUAAAAUGUGGUAAAAAUUAUAAUUUCAAGUAAGAGUUAUGUAAGAAGCUAAAUCAACCUGCGCUUUGAGAUUGAUACAAGAAUUUUUUAAUGAAAAACAAUACAUGGGCACGUGGGUAUCGGAGCAGUACCUUUCAAUCUGUAAUUGCUGUUUUGCUACAGAUUGAAACAUGCAAUUUUUUCUACCAUAGGACAUGGAUCUAUUCUUAGUAGUUUUGAAAUGUGCUUAUUUACCUAAUUUCUAAUAGGUUUUGUAUUUAAUGACAUGUAUGUAGAAUCAUUAAUUCCUCUUUCUCCAAGUGUAGUACUUGGCUUUUUUACUGCCAAUACAUGACAAGGGAUAGGUUGGCACUCGUCAUUCGAACCCCUUCAGAAACAUGUGCUUGAAAGGAUAAACUAGAAAUUGUGCUGCACAUAUAUAUGCACCAGGCAGCACUAUUUUGUAACGUAUAACAAAGUCAAACUGCAGUCUCCUUAAAUGUUAAGGAUUUCAAAUGCAUUGAUCUCAAUCUUGUAAAUGGGAAAUUAUUAAUUUCCUCAUUUUUAUUUAUAUGUAACCUUGUAUAUUUAUGAUGAAAAUAAAAUUGCCUGAAAAUUAAACAAA